AUGUCAGGCAGAUCUGCCCCUCCUUCAGAAACCGACCCACGCGAGGUACAAGGAAAAUCGCCCCGUCACACUUCCCCGUGGAUCAAGUUUGGAGUCCCAGUGGCCGUCUUGAUCAUUGUUGGCGCUGUUUUAGGAGGUGUGUUGGGCACGCAACUCAAUAAGAGCAGCAAGAACAACAACAGCAGCCAUCCUCAAUCCUCCACGUCCUUGUCUCCACAACAAUCUAGUAGUUACGCAGUUUCAUUGAGCUCGGCUAGAGAGAAACUUGGUAGAUUUGCAACGGGCACAGACACUUACGGUCUUCCCGAAUACCCUUCCACAACAGAUCCUGGCCUAUUUGGGACUCCAACCUUUGUUCCGCCUCAGUCAUCGCCGCCAGCUGCCUGGCCAACAGAUAGCUUCAAACCUUCAAACCCCCAGCCCACUGUCGUGCGCAGUGGCCGUCCACGCCUCAUAGCCCCCAGCUAUAAAUGGAAUGCUUUGCCCUCCCUCAUCUCCCUUGAUCCCUAUCUCCGUGGUUGGAAUGACACAAUUUUUGGAAAUGCCACCGCUGUCCUCAAUGUUCCUCCCAAGGCAUUUUUCCUUGAUGGCUCUAGCGGUGCACUGGACACUGCUCGUGAGAUCAAAGUUCGUGUUAAGAACCUUGCAUACGCUUACCGUAUGAGCAAUGACUCCAAGUAUGCCGAACGGCUGUGGGAGGAAUUGUUGAACGCAUCAGGAAAUGGCACCACAUCGUUCGGCACCGCGGGGGAUAAUUGGAAUUCGAACCACUUCCUCGAUGUUGCAGAGUUCACUGCCGCUUUCGCUCUCGCUUACGACUGGGUCUACGAUUACUGGAGUCAGCCUCGCAGGACGGCACUCAUGUGGAGCAUCAUUAGCCUUGGUAUAAACAAAGGUGUAGCAGCAUACAACGGCGCUUCCUACGGUUGGUGGCGGACCGUCAAUGGGAAUUGGAAUUGCGUUUCUAACUCGGGUAUGAUCAUUGGUUCCCUGGCCAUCCUAAACGACGACCCCACUGGAGCUGCCACCCAAAUGUUGAACUUGGCUUUGCCAAAUGCCCGAAGCAACUGCGACCUUGGAGUCUCGAAUGAUGGAACAUGGGUAGAAACUGCCAACUACUGGUAUUUCGGGAACACUGGGCAUGCUGAAAUGGCGAGCUCCUUGUUGACAGCGACAGGCAGCGAUUAUCAACUACUGAAGUCUAACCCCAACUUCUACCUUACUGGUCUCUAUCACAUCUAUGUUACCGGGAUGACGUCGCUCUUCAACUACGGUGAUCAUGGUCCGAAUAAAUUUAGCACCACGGCAAACUGCAUGAUGUUCUAUGGCACCCAAUACAACCAACCCUUUUACACCCUCUUCCAACGUGACCGGAUCGAUGCCUCUGAACCAACUGGUCUCUUCUGGUAUGACCCUUCCGUCAGCGGUGGCUGGUGGGAUAAUCUCCCACUGGAUCAUUACUUCAGCAAUAAUACGGAUCAGUGGGCCUCAAUGCGCACUAGCUGGACUGAUAACGAUGGUCUCUACGUCGCUAUGAAGGCCGGCACCAACUCUGGUCAUCAGAAUCAUAAUGAUUUGGACAGUGGCGAUUUUGUCUUGGAUGCAAUGGGACAGCGGUUCGCUGGGGAACUUGGUUCAGCAGAUUAUAAUGCUCCUGGAUACUUUGACGGAGGGAACGCCAGCUCUCCCCGAUGGCUAUACUACCGCAAACGCACCGAAGGACAGAAUACUCUUGUGGUCAAUCGCCAAAAUCAAGUACUCUCCGCGUUUCCGCCAACGAAUUUUGACUCUUCAAAUACCACUCAAGGCUCCAGCACAGUUUUAUCCAUCCCCCAGGAUUCCACCGCGUUCUUCACCGCUGACUUGACCAACACCUACGGUGGAACCUCCAUUCACCGAGGUAUCCGACUUCUGAAUGGACGUAGACAAGUCCUCCUUCAGGACGACAUCUCGAAUGCCGCUAACGCUAUUCAAUGGCGCAUGCACACCAAUGCUACUGUCAAGUUCUCCACGACUUCCACUACGAAUGAUACAGCAACAUUAGAGCUCGCAGGGAAGACACUCGUAGCUCAGUUGCUCAACGUUAAAAACGGACUGCAAUUCAGUACAGCGGCCCCUGUUCGUUACGAUAGUGAUCCGCCUUUGCCUGCCGGAGGAACUGACCCAGAAAACCUUGGGGUAACGGUGCUUGUGGUCAAUAUCCCGGCUGGUAGCAACAGCGUCCAAGUUGUGUUCAAUCCUCAGUGGGUUGGAUUCAAUUCGUUCAUCUCACCGAAGAGCGUUCCCGUUUCGCAGUGGUCUCUCAGAAGUCAUGAUUAA
Cantharellus anzutake is the source of this 2319-nucleotide messenger RNA. Its product is annotated as heparinase II/III family protein. Gene Ontology annotation, molecular function: lyase activity. The transcript is spliced from 8 exons. Lineage: Eukaryota; Fungi; Basidiomycota; Agaricomycetes; Cantharellales; Hydnaceae. The record is from RefSeq and is a predicted model, not a curated record. The coding region runs from base 1 to 2319 and encodes 772 amino acids.